This is a messenger RNA of Aedes albopictus (Asian tiger mosquito), 2024 nucleotides long. RefSeq lists its product as uncharacterized. Lineage: Eukaryota; Metazoa; Arthropoda; Insecta; Diptera; Culicidae. The coding region runs from base 21 to 1838 and encodes 605 amino acids. The record is from RefSeq and is a predicted model, not a curated record. Gene Ontology annotation, molecular function: nucleic acid binding. Gene Ontology annotation, biological process: DNA integration. The transcript has 2 exons.
UCCACUAUUGGACCGAUUCAAUGGUAACGCUAGACUGGAUCAACAAACCAGAGCACCGAUGGCCAACGUUUAUCUCGAAUCGCGUAAAAAUGAUUAAUCAGAAAACAUCAGCACACUGCUGGCAUCACGUAAGAUCGAAGGACAACCCCGCAGAUUUGAUAUCUAGAGGAGUUACCACAAAAAAGUUGUCCAGCAGCAGCAUUUGGUGGUCUGGCCCAUCUUUUCUGCAGGAACAUCAGCAACCAUGGAUGCCGGAACCAGCGCGCAUUCUCACGACCACAACGGAAAUCGAUGAACCUGCAAGGGAAAUACCCGAUCAGGCUGGUACAUUUCUUCUGGAUCGAUUUUCUAGUUUUGGAAAACUCCAAAGAGUAGUCGCUUACAUGUUGCGAUUUAUCAACAACUGCCGGGACAAACACCAGAGGGCUUUGGUGUCGGAGCGCCUUUCAGUGUGCGAACUUGAUGCAGCACAGGUACAAAUAAUCAAAAUAACUCAACAAAGGUAUUUUGACCAAGGAAUCAAAAAUAUAAGGAAAAACGGAUGCGUAGCUAACAACAGCUCAUUGGUAACGCUGCAUCCAUUCCUUGAUGAUAACGGGCUACUGAGAGUUGGCGGGCGCAUACAGGCGGCUGGAGUAACCUACGAUCAGAAACAUCCGUUAGUGUUACCUUCGAAAUGCAGCGUAACCCAGUUGAUUGCAACCGAUACACACCGGAAAAACCUGCAUGUCGGACCACAGGGAUUGCUCUACGCCAUGAGGUUGAAAUACUGGCCGAUCCAUGGUAAACAAUUAGCGCGUCAAGUGGUGCACCGAUGUAUUACCUGCUUCAAAAACAAACCGAAACCAUUGCAUCAAAUCAUGGGACAGGUCCCAGAUGUACGUCUGAAUCCAGGCAGACCAUUCCAAGUAUGUGGAGUAGACUUUGGUGAUCCCUUCAUUAUCAAAGAGAACUUCGUGAGAACUCAGAAAACGCUUAAAGUAUACGUUGCGCUGUUCAUUUGCUUAAGCACUCGCGCUGUUCAUAUCGAACUCGUGAGCGGUUUGUCCAGUGAAUGUUUCAUUGCAGCCCUCAGAAGAUUCAGUAGUCAGCGUGGUCGGAGCAGCAUCAUUCACUGCGAUAAUGGAACUAAUUUCGUUGGCACAAAAAACGAACUGGAUGCUAUAGCUGCUAAAUUCGAUGCAGAAGUUUCUCCUAACAUUAAAAGCUUCUGUGCAGCUGAAGGAAUCGAAUGGAAAUUCAUUCCCCCUCGAGCACCGAACUUCGGGGGCAUUUGGGAAGCUGGCAUCAAAAGCGUUAAGCACCACAUGAAACGAGUUCUUGGGACAAAAAUACCAACCUACGAGGAAAUGUUGACCCUUUUGAAACAAAUCGAAGGUUGCCUAAAUUCGCGGCCGAUAUCGCCCAUGUCUACGGACCCCGAUGAUACCAGCCCUCUAACACCGGGACAUUUCUUGAUCGGCGGACCUAUCAUUGCCCUGCCGGAUAAAAAUGUUUCUGAAACUCCUGCUAACCGGCUAACUCGAUUCGAGGAAAUACAAAAAACUGUGCAGCUAUUUUGGAAGCGAUGGAGAGCCGAAUACUUAAACAAUCUACAACAACGUACCAAGGCAAUGGCCAGUAAUCAACCCAAUCUUUUGGUUGGACAACUAUGCCUGAUAAAGGAUGACAAUCUUCCACCGCUAACUUGGAUCACAGGACGAGUCGUUAAAGUACAUCCCGGCCCUGACGGCCUCGUACGCGUUGCUACACUUCGUACCAAAAAUGGGGAACUUAAAAGGUGUAUCUCAAAGUUGUGUCUUUUACCACUUGAAGAAUAUGGCGGGGGGAGUAUGUAGGAUAAUUAAGUCCUUUUGAAAUGUUCCACUGCGUUGAAAGCAUACCCUCAAAUAAAAACCUUGUGUUCUAGUACCUCGUUUAUUCUACGUCUCCAAGGCUCUCCACACAGCACCGCCGAAGGCGUCACUGCUCUGAGCAACGCUGGAAUCGUGCACUUCUCCUACAACCAGCAAGUUGGUCACAUC